This is a messenger RNA of Puma concolor (puma), 701 nucleotides long. NCBI's taxonomy places the organism in Eukaryota, Metazoa, Chordata, Mammalia, Carnivora, Felidae. The record is from RefSeq and is a predicted model, not a curated record.
AUGGCCCGGGGGCCCUGUUUUCUGGGGGUGAAGGAGCUACUUGGCUCCGGUCCUCGGGACCACUCCAGGCAUGGUCUAGCGGCCCAGACAAGGACGUGGAACCAGCCCCCAGAGUUUCUGGUCCCGGACGUCUCCGCCUCCGCUUGGCCUUGGGCCCGGUCUCGGAAUACAGUCACAUUCCCGGGUGAAUUCGGGUCACACGGGUCUAGAGCAGCGGCUGUCCCGUCCUGCUCGCGCUGGUCCUCCCUGGCCACACACCGCAUUACGCCGUCCCCUGUGAGGACGUCAGGGGCGGGGGAAGCGAGGGAAGCAGGUGCAGACGAAGCCACCCGAGGUGCCGCUCGCUGUGCGCGUGGGGGGGAGGCCCGUGUUCUCCACCCUCCGGAUGCUGGCCGGGAGACCUCCCCAGUUCAUGAGGAGCAUGGAAAAGAAGGUUUAACAGCAGCUGAACUGAUGAGGGAAAUGGAAGAUGAGCCCUUUUUCAAGCACAGACACAGAGAGGUGGGGCUGCCUUGGAGAAGCCACCCAGUGAGUCACCCCACCCUGGGAGUCGCAGGCGACCUGCCGGGCCACCGGCCUAAAAGUUCUGCAGUCCAGAGUUUGCCGUUCAGAAGUCCUGAGUGACAGGAUAUGGAGGAGGCCGGGAGGGCGGCUCAGUCGGUUAAGCGUCUGACUUCGGCUCAGGUCACGAUCUCGCGGUC